Molecule: messenger RNA, 261 nt
Organism: Chaetomium fimeti
Lineage: Eukaryota; Fungi; Ascomycota; Sordariomycetes; Sordariales; Chaetomiaceae
Exons: 2
Coding region: 9-182 (57 amino acids)
Cellular component (GO): membrane
Source: RefSeq, a predicted model, not a curated record
CACCGACCAUGGGCCACAAGUCGCGCAAGGCCGUCCUCUACGUCACCUCCUUCUUCGUGCCCCCGCUGGCCGUGUACCUCCGGCGGGGUGCCAACAACAAGCACUUCGGCUUGAGCAUCCUGCUGACCCUUCUCGGCUGGAUCCCUGGUGUACUAUACGCCAUGUAUCACGUUUCGAAGUAGAAGGGACGACGGGUAUAUGGGGGGGUGGAAGUUGGGGUCCGAUCCGGGCGUGGGGUUGAUGUUGACUUAGAGGUUCAGC